Symbiodinium natans is the source of this 735-nucleotide messenger RNA. The record is from the annotation of a GenBank genome assembly. Lineage: Eukaryota; Dinophyceae; Suessiales; Symbiodiniaceae.
AUGGCGACCGCGGCACGGCCGCGACGCCGGAAGUCCAGCGCCCGUGUCCUCCCCGCGAACGUUUCCUAUGUGGGAGGCGAGUCAUCACCGACAAAGCCGAAGGCUCCCGAAGUUGCGUCACCUGGUGAGGAUAGCGUCAUCCUGAGCAUGAAGCCAGGUCCCGUGGUGGGAACCUACACCAUCACUGACAUCAAAGCAAAGUUCCUGGCACUGGACAGGAAUGGUGAUGGAAUCUUGAGUCGUGAGGAGAUGGGUGUGCUUCUCAGGAAAGGGCGCGAAGACAUCACAGACGAGGAGCUGGGAGUGCUCUGGGACGAUAUGAACCACGACGGCGAUGAGGGCAUCGACUUCGAUGAGUUUGUCGACUAUCUCUUCGGCCUGUACACUUCGGAUGGGGCGAAGCUAGACUGGCGAGGUGCUUCAGAGGUGUUUUUCACCGUCGCUGGAGCCAGCAACAGGGACUACAUCACCUACCACGAAUACCUGGCACUAUGCCGCCAGCUGGAUCUCUUGGACGACACUGGCUUUGGCAUUACCGAGGCGAUGGCUCUGUUCAAAGACUGCAAGGAGUCGAAGCGAGGGCUGACCUUCGAGCGCUUCAAGCUCUUGGUCAAGAAGGUCUCCAAGAAGAAAAACGUUCCAUUGCGAACUGUGGUCAACUGGAUCGCCUCCUUCACACCUGGGCGUGCAAACGAAGACGUUGUGGACACCUGGACGGCCUGCCACAAGCAAUAG